Styela clava is the source of this 2889-nucleotide messenger RNA. Its product is annotated as hydroxymethylglutaryl-CoA synthase 1-like. Gene Ontology annotation, biological process: acetyl-CoA metabolic process. Gene Ontology annotation, molecular function: hydroxymethylglutaryl-CoA synthase activity. The record is from RefSeq and is a predicted model, not a curated record. NCBI's taxonomy places the organism in Eukaryota, Metazoa, Chordata, Ascidiacea, Stolidobranchia, Styelidae.
UUUAUGUAUCAAUUGACUUGUGAUUUUAAAGUAAUUUUUUUUUCACGACUGCCAUGUUUCCAAUGUUUCGUUACCUUGCGAACUCAUACCACAACAGUUACAACAAAAUGAAAAUCGCGUGUUCCGUAUUGAUGCAUAAGCGAUAGUCAGUGGCGAUAGUAGUAGUGUUUUCGUAUUCCGCCAGAAGGGCGUUUUGUUCCAUUUUUUAUUAGAAUUGGAGGAAAAUACUAUUGUCAGUAGCUCAUCACUGUUUGACCUGUCUGUAUUGGCAAAAUGCCACAUACUAUGGAUAUCGAUGGACAUUCGCCCAGGCCAGAAAAUAUUGGCAUUGCAGCCGUUGAAAUAUAUUUUCCAUCGAGUUACGUCGACCAAGUAAAACUUGAGGAAUAUGACGAAGUUUCAGCUGGGAAGUAUACAAAGGGUCUUGGACAAUUACAAAUGGGAUUUUGCUCGGAUAAUGAAGAUAUCAAUUCUUUGUGUUUGACUGUUCUUGCAAAUUUAAUGGAAAAACAUGGAAUAUCUUACAGUGAAAUUGGUCGUUUGGAAGUCGGAACAGAAACCAUAAUUGACAAAUCGAAGAGUGUUAAAAGUGCUUUGAUGCAGCUGUUUGAGGAAUCAGGAAAUUUUGAUGUUGAAGGAAUCGACACCACAAAUGCUUGUUAUGGAGGAACAAGCGCACUCUUUAAUGCCAUCCAGUGGAUGGAAAGUUCUUCAUGGGAUGGGCGUUACGCAGUCGUAAUAUGUGGUGAUAUAGCAGUGUAUAGUGAAGGAAAUGCCCGAUGCACAGGAGGUGCAGGUGCCAUUGCAAUGUUAAUUGGACCGAAUGCUCCAUUGGUUUUUGAACCAGGUCUACGAGCAACAUACAUGAGGCAUGCUUAUGACUUUUAUAAACCAGAUCUGACAUCGGAAUAUCCAGUUGUUGACGGAAAACUUUCUGUUAAAAGUUAUAUUUCAGCACUUGAUAAUUGUUAUAAAAAUUAUUGCCGAAAAGCUUCAACCAAGUUAAAAACAGAUGUUCCGUUCAGUUUACGGGAUCUUGAUUUUAUGGUUUUCCACAGUCCGUAUUGUAAACUUGUCAAAAAAUCUCUCGCUCGUCUCGCUCUCAAUGAUUUUCUUCAAGACAAAAUAAAAUAUUAUUCCGAAACAGAACAGAAGUGUUUUGCUGGGUUAGAAAACCUCAGGGAAACAGACCUUGCUUCUUCAAUAUUUGAUAAAUCAGUUGAAACUACGUUCAUGACAGCAAGUAAUAAUUUAUUCGAAUCGAAAACUCAUCGUUCGCUGUUGAUAGCAAGUCGUGUUGGGAACAUGUAUACUCCAUCGUUAUACAGCUGCCUCGUGUCUGUUUUAAUAAGUCAUUCAUUCGAAGAAUUAUCAAAUAAAAGAAUUGGAUUAUUCUCAUAUGGAUCUGGUCUUGCUUCAUCUAUGUUUUCUAUGAAAGUAUGCAAUGUGGACGAUGACCAAAGCAAACAAGCAUUAGAAAAACUUAUAUAUGGCAUCAGCGAUGUGAAACACAGGCUGGAUAGAAGACAAGAGAUAUCACCCGAGGAUUUCACGAAAACAUUGAAGUUGAGAGCAAGCACUCAUUUGAAAUGUGACUAUACCCCAUCAACUCCUCCUGAGCAUACGUUUCCUGGAACGUUUUAUUUAACAAAAGUUGAUGACAAAUUUCGAAGAACUUACGACAGAACGAAAACUUAUCAGAAUGGUUUUACAAAUGGACAUUAGUUGAAGUCGCUCCGAGUUCUAAAUGAUUUUUUUUAAUUUAUUUGAUGCAUCAAUCCAUGCUGUAGUGUUAAAGUGUUAGGAUGUGGCAAUGUGACCUCACCACAUAGCAGUGUUGGGUGGUAAUCCCUAAUUCUGAGUUACAAUUAAAGUCUAGUCCGGCCUGUGGAAUGUCGAUUGUGACAUUGAAAAAAAUUGAGUCACAUUAAUAAAAAAUUGCACUGGGAUUGAAAGUGCACCGACAACAUUCAUAUUGACAUCAACACAGCCAAUUUUGAGUUAUUACUGUAAUAAUAUGUUUUCAAUACAAUAUUAAUCAACGUGGUGAAUAGCAUUUCCCCCAAAAGUCUCGAAAAUUAUCUACAGUUCUCGAGCAAAGUCUGUGUGUUUGAGGAAUCAUUUUUUUUUUUAUUCUAGUCCCCCAAAUACUGCUGGAUAGUAAGAUAUUGAUUAGAAUUAAGACAACUUGCUGUUUUUCUUUGGGAAAUGCAGACCACUAGUUCAAAUUCAGUCUGAGUUGAAAUUUUUUAGGAUUACCCACAAAUUUUUCAAAGAUGUUUUAAUGAUUUGAGAUUACAGAAACUAUUUUUUUUGCAUACCUAUACAUUUGGUGCAUUUAUUGUCAUUAUAGUAGGUCAUCAUCAAAGGAGAAUUAUUUGUUUUCAAGGUUUUUGGAUUAUUUGUCAUCACAUAGUUUUCUGAACAUGUGCUUUCAUUGUUUAUUUCGAUUUUUUUUUUUCUUAUAGUUAUAAUUCUGCCUAAUAUUUCAUUAAAUUUUUUCUUCAAUAUUGUGACUGAAAAAUUAUGCUUUCUACGUUUUAUGUUUCUUUGCAAUUUAUUCUCAGUGUAUUUUUCAUAUAGGAUCUCGAUUGGUCUGUGGAUUAUAUUAGAAAUAACUGUAACUUUGUUAUAAUGAUGUUCUAGUUCACAAUAUUUUUUUCAAAUUAUGAUUACAUUUGUUAUAAAUGAGUGGAAAUUCGCUAUGAGGUACACCGUUACUCUCGUAGUGUGUACCAGGUUAGGCAAUAAGUUCGAUCUUAAGAGAACAGUGAUAUACAAGCUUGAUAUAGUUUUUACAUUGUUCACACGAAGUCCACGCAGACCUGUCGCAAGGGACUGCCUUAACUAAUGGGGCACUAUGCGAGACAAAUUGUGCUGGACUACUGG